Messenger RNA from Abrus precatorius (Indian licorice), 1675 nucleotides. RefSeq names its product putative pentatricopeptide repeat-containing protein At1g02420. The record is from RefSeq and is a predicted model, not a curated record. NCBI's taxonomy places the organism in Eukaryota, Viridiplantae, Streptophyta, Magnoliopsida, Fabales, Fabaceae. The transcript has a single exon. The coding region runs from base 72 to 1580 and encodes 502 amino acids. Gene Ontology annotation, molecular function: protein binding.
CUUUGGUUUUCAUCUUUUGCUCGAAGAACCACUGUAUCACUGUAGCUGACGAACAACACCCCAAAUUUCAAAUGUUGCUGAGGCGUUGCUCACUGAAAUCGCCGUUGCACCGCGUUGCUCUCUCAACCCCCAUUCUCUAUCGCCUCUUAAGCUCUAACUCAAAAGACGACGUACAGAAAGUUUACGGCAUUAUCAGAAGCACCUCCACGCCCGAACAGCUCAUGCAAUCCCUGAAAUCAAGCGCCGUUUUCCUCUCCAACGAUUUGAUCGACCAAGUCCUCAAAAGGGUUCGUUUCAGCCACGGGAACCCCUCUCAAACUCUCGUAUUUUUCCGUUACACUGGCCGAAGAAAAGGGUUUUACCACACCGCUUUUUCCCUCGACACGAUGCUCUACAUUCUCGGAAGAAGCCGCAUGUUCUCCCACGUUUGGGAUCUUUUAAUCGAAGCGCGACGAAAAGACCAAUCUCUCAUUACCCCACGCACCGUUAUGAUCGUGUUAGGCAGAAUCGCCAAAGUGUGUUCAGUUAGACAAACUGUGGAAUCCUUUAGAAGGUUCAAGAAGCUGGUUCCUGAUUUUGAUAUUAAUUGUUUCAAUGCUUUGUUAAGAACUCUUUGCCAAGAGAAGAGCAUGACGGAUGCUAGAAAUGUUUAUCAUAGUUUGAAGCACGAUUUUCGCCCAAAUUUGCAAACUUUUAACAUUCUUCUUUCUGGGUGGAAGACCCCUGAGGAUGCUGAGGGGUUCUUCAAGGAGAUGAGGGAGAUGGGGGUGACACCUGAUGUUGUUACGUACAAUAGUUUGGUGGAUGUAUAUUGUAAAGGUAGGGAUAUGGACAAGGCUUAUAAAGUGCUUGAUGAAAUGCGUGACCGGGAUUUGUCGCCGGAUGUGAUUACAUAUACUAGUAUCAUUGGUGGGUUGGGGUUGAUUGGUCAGCCAGACAAAGCUAGGGAUGUUUUGAAGGAGAUGAAGGAGUAUGGGUGUUACCCUGAUGUUGCGGCUUACAAUGCUACCAUUAGGAACUUCUGCAUUGCGAAGAGGCUUGGGGAUGCUUAUAGUUUGGUACAUGAGAUGCAAAACAAAGGCUUGAGUCCAAAUGCAACUACUUACAACUUGUUCUUUAGGGUUUAUUUCUGGUCCAAUGAUUUGCAGAGCUCCUGGAGCUUGUAUGAGAGGAUGAUGGUUGAGGGUUGCCUUCCAAAUACACAGUCUUGUAUGUUCUUAAUAAGGUUAUUUAGGAGGCAGGAAAAGGUGGAGAUGGCACUGCAGUUGUGGGGUGACAUGGUGGAUAAGGGUUUUGGGUCCUUUACCUUGGUUUCCGAUGUGUUGUUUGGCUUGCUUUGUGAUAUGGGGAAGUUGGGGGAAGCAGAGAAAUGUUUCUUGGAGAUGAUUGAGAAGGGGCAGAAGCCAAGUAAUGUGUCAUUUAAGAGAAUCAAGGUUCUCAUGGAACUAGCAAAUAGACACGAGGCUCUUCAGAGCUUGACACAGAAAAUGGCCGUGUUUCGGCAACCACUCCAAGUUCAUGAAAGUAUGGAGAGCCAGAUCGAGACAUCAGGUUCUCGCUUAAAUUCUGGUUAUAAAUGACGUUGGCUAAAUGAAAGGAAGAGUCAGAGGUCUUAAAGCUGUGGCAGAAGGUGUUGGGAACAUGACUGAGACCAGUUAUGUCUUCAGAGUAAGCU